UUGAGGGGUAGGCGCGACGGAAGUUAUCCAUUGUCGUCAUCAAAUCUGAAUCCAGUCCUGGUAAUUCUGUACCAACUUGCUUUUUAAUUAUUUCGUCCCGAAACAGCGAUCUCCGUUUCACGCCGUACCUGUUCAUCUCGUUCGGUCACUACCGACGCGGCGACAACUUCCGCACGAACUGCGCAAUUAUGCCCCCGACACGCCACCCGGACGACAAUCCGCCGGACGCAGUCUAUCAGGACUACGACUUCGACUUGUCGACGCCCGUGUUCAGUCUUCGAGAGCUCUACGCCAUGGGCACGGACACCAGAGGCCUCGUGUCCGUAACGUUGAAGGGGCGUUGGGCAGAGCCCCAGUUCACCAACGACGUGGACUUCUUCAAGCCCUGCGUGCCUGACAUCAACAUCGGAUCGUUCGGCAGAUACGCCGAAGUGUGUCCCGGUGGAGGCGCUCGGUUCGUGGCUCACUUGAACUACUCGACCGAGCACCACGCCGUCAUAACCUACAUCGCCAACUUGCGGCGGACCUUCGUCUACGACAACGAGAGGGCUUUUGCUGAAAAGUUGUGUAGGGCAAAGGCGCUAGGCACCGACGUGGCGUUCGGAAUCGCCGUCUACGACCUCGAUUUUGACGACUACGAGGACAAAUGCGCCAGCCUGAAUAUGUACGGCGCCCACAGCCGCCUGAAGGCGUUGAGGAUGAUAGUGGAUUACUUCAAGAUGAACACAACGUCUUUCAACGAGACUGCCUGCAGGACUUACGUGACGACCUAAGGCGGCAUCACCGUCGUCGUCGCCGUGUUCGACCGGAUUACGCGAGAAGUGCGGUGAAAUAGAGCGGUGGUGGUCGUACGUGUCGUCAUUUUUAAGACCAUGUCUUACACCCACUUUCUGUGAAGGUAUAUGACGCCCACGAUGAUCACGAUGACGUAGACGAUAACAUGCGGACCCAAUUUAAGCUGUCCGGACUUUAGGUCUUCCUUAGCUAGCUUCGAUAUUUACUCGCGUGCUGUCUACACUGGCUUUCGUGCUCGCUCGCACACCGCCAGUAACAACUAAUGUUUGCUAGCGUUUUAUUAUCUUUAUCAACUAUUAAUUGUAAUGAACUAGUGUUGGCCCAAGUACACCUAAUGCUAGCAAAUGCGGGCAAGUGUUGGACACUGUUGC
Messenger RNA from Rhipicephalus sanguineus (brown dog tick), 1166 nucleotides. RefSeq lists its product as uncharacterized. Lineage: Eukaryota; Metazoa; Arthropoda; Arachnida; Ixodida; Ixodidae. Bases 189 to 773 code for a protein of 194 amino acids. The transcript has 4 exons. The record is from RefSeq and is a predicted model, not a curated record.